Dipodomys ordii (Ord's kangaroo rat) is the source of this 4483-nucleotide messenger RNA. RefSeq names its product Hermansky-Pudlak syndrome 3 (gene Hps3). Bases 1083 to 3854 code for a protein of 923 amino acids. Gene Ontology annotation, biological process: organelle organization. Lineage: Eukaryota; Metazoa; Chordata; Mammalia; Rodentia; Heteromyidae. The record is from RefSeq and is a predicted model, not a curated record. Gene Ontology annotation, cellular component: cytoplasm. The transcript has 16 exons.
ACACCGAAGUAGAAAAACACCUCCAGACCUUUUUCCUUUCAUUAGCUGACAGCUUUUCUUCUGUUACAAAAUUUGGGAACAUUGGAUACGUGGAAAUUUUGAAGGAUGGUUUUGAAAUGUUAAUGUCAUCAGGGAAACGAGAGUGUGUGUGUGAAGACAGGAGUGAUGACUGAAGCCUUGUGCUGGAGAGGCAGGGCACAGACACAUUCACAGCACUGCUGGAAUACCAGUGAUGACAGCAGCCUCGUCAUCCGUAUUAACGUGGACCUACUGUUGCCCAGCAUUGAGAACCUGUGCCAUUAAUGCAGCCCCCUUGGUACUCACAUGUGCAGAAAUUUUUGUUAGGGAAUAAAACCUAAAUGUACUUCCACAUAUUUCACUAGAGGACUGUUAACUAAAUCAUGGCACAUGUUUCAUGAUCCAUGUUUAGAGAGAGAAAAUUACCCUAGGCAGCCUUAUUGUUAAAAUGAGGCUUCUGGGAGGUAAUAUUAUGCUUUUCAUUUGUAUUUAUUGAUUUCUCGCCACAAAUACAUGUUGUUUUCUUAGCUAAAAACCAAAGCAACAAAAACGCUCAUAUAAUCCAGUUCAGAGACUUGGGCUUAUGUUUUGUUUAGUUUUAUAAAUAAAUGUGUAACUUCACUCUGCUUCAAAGUUGUGAUUUGGUGGGAUAUCAAGUGUAAUUUUCUACUUAAGAGUGAAUGCCUUGAUUUAUACUAAGUUUGUGUAACUCUCAGUAAGACAUGAAUGGUGGUGAUCAUUUUUGUCAGUAGAGCUGUCUGGGAGCUGUACCUGUAGGGCACAGGAUGCACUUAGAACUCACGUGGAGAAUGGUGUGUGAAUUCCCUCUGGUGUAGGAAUGAUGAACAGGUUUUCCUGAGCCACCAGAUGGUGAGAGAUUGCAUCUCCGAACCUCGGGCCUCAUAAGUUUCCAGUACUGAUGCUGUCACCUAGGGUUUGGCUGGCUUCCCAUAGUCUUUGGGCCAGUGGUUCGUGUGUUUCAUCUCAGGUCAGCAAAGGAAGCAGUUGUGUUUGACUACAAAGUCUAGUCAAAUCUUAUUUCCUUUUCAGGAGACUAUUUGGUAAUGAUUGAGGAGAAGAACGGAGCCACAUUUGUGCGUGCAUAUGCAAACUGGAGGAGAAAAAGAAGUGAGAGUUCCCGAGUGUGUGUCCGGAUGGUGGGCCACAGUGUGGAGGCGCCACUCAGUGAGGCCUUCAGGGACCAGAUGUCUAUUGUGGAAAUCCCGCUGUCUGAGGUGCCCUUGUGCAUCUCCUGUUGCCCUGUGAAAGGAGACCUCCUUGUUGGCUGCACAGAUCAGUUCGUUUUAUUUACUCUCAAGUAUCAAGUUGUUAGUGAGGAGUUCUCAGUGCUGGACUUUGAACGUUCUCUAGUGAUACACAUAAACAGCAUUACCCCUGUGGAAAUCUCUUUUUGUCUUGGAUAUGUGGCUGUCAUGUCAGACUUAGAAGUCCUAAUCCUAAAACUGGAGUCAGGACCUAAAAAUGCAGAGAGAGUCAACCAUCAUCCACACAGCACCAGCAAUACAGUGAACCAGGCAGAAGGACCCAGUAGUGAAACGUCACAGCUUGAAUCAGAUGAUUUUGUUUUCUGCCAAAAGCCCAUGGAACUGCUGGGUGAGAAAAGCAGACAGUCUGGCAUGUCUAUUACCCUGGAGCCGACGGGGCUGGCUGAGGAGAAAGCGGAGUAUCUGUACAUCCAGCACUUGCUCUAUCGACGCUUCACUCCUGAUAUUUCAUUCUGUGUCUCAUCUGAUGAUGUCAGGUUGCAUUCACUCCAGCUGCUGCCUGUUUACCAAACAGGUUCUCCUUCGUCUGACGGAGAGAAACUGUCUCAGGAAAAAGAGCUGCUGAGUCUCUUCUGUUUUUUCUCAUUGCCUCAUGUCGGCUAUCUCUACAUGGUUGUGAAGUCUGUGGAGUUGAUGUCCGUCUACCAGUAUCCCGAGACGGCCAGGCAGGCCGUCCUCACGCCACAGUUUCUGCACGUCAUCACAAGCAACAACCUGCAGUGCUUCACGGUGCGGUGCAGCGCAGCGGUGGCCCGAGAGGAUGACCCCUACAUGGACACCACCCUGAAGGCUUGCCCGCCUGUGAGUAUGGAUGUCUGUGCUUUAAGAAUACAGCUCUUCAUUGGUUUGAAAGCCAUCUGUCACUUUAAAAACCACAUCAUACUUCUGACCAAGGCAGAUCCUGAGGCCACUGAGGAGAGAAGAGAGUCACCCAAAAGGACUCCUUCUAGGAAAAAUGCCAGUGUUCAGAUGAGGCCUCCUGGAGCCGGGCCUGGGUGGAAUGUCUAUAUCGUGGAUACAGUCCCACCAGUGCAGCUCUACAAGGAAAUGGUGGACUACAGUAACACCUACAAGACUGUGAGGACGCAGAGCUGCAUCCACCUCCUCAGCGAGGCUCACCUGCUUAUCAGAGCCGCCCUCAUGGACACGCAGCAGCUGGAGCCCGGCGAGAGAGCAGAGCUCGUGGAAGCGUUUAAGGAGAGCUGUGGGCACCUUGGGGACUGCUACAGCAGGCUUGCUACCCAGCAUGCCCACCUGGCCCUGCCAUACUACAAGAUGUCCAGUUUGUCCCUGGCUGAAGUCCUGGCCCGUGUGGACUGGGCCGAAGAUGAAUCACAGAAAUAUGAGAGGGGAUUAAUCUUUUAUAUUAAUCACUCGCUUUAUGAAAACCUGGAUGAAGAAUUAAGUGGAGAAUUAGCAGCAAGAGUGGCUGAGAUGUUUCGAGUGGCUGAGCCGAAGCAACUGCCUCAUAUUCUCUGUAGCCCUUCCAUGAAGAACAUUGACCCCUCACUUGCCUGGAGCUGCCUGAGGGGCCUGGACACCUGUGGGUUCUCCUCCGUCUUAGUCACCCUGACCAGGGCAGCAGUGGCUCUGAAACUAGGAGAUCUUGACUUGUACAGAAAGGAGAUGCAAAGCCAUACAGAGAUGCAGUUGGUGUGUGGCUUCAUUCUGGAACCUCGGCUGCUGAUUCAACAGAGGAAGGGGCAGAUUGUCCCUACCCAGUUUGCAGUUCACUUAAAGGAGACCCAGCCUGGACUGCUGGUGGCGUCCGUCCUGGGCUUGCAGAAGAACAACAAAAUUGGAAUUGAAGAAGCAGAUUCUUUCUUUAAGGUGCUCUGUGGUAAGGGUGAAGAUUCGACUCCUCAGCUCCUGGUAGACUUCUGGGAAGCUCAGCUUGUGUCCUGUCUCCCAGAUGUGGUUCUUCAGGAACUCUGCUUCAAGCUCACAUCACAGUACAUCUGGAGAUUAUCUAAGAGGCAGCUUCCUGACACCACACCACUUCGCACAUCAGAGGAUCUGAUAAAUGCCUGUAGUCAUUAUGGUUUAAUCUAUCCAUGGGUUCAUGUCUUAUCACCAGAUUCCUUAGCUGAUAAAAAUUACAGAGAAGACCUUUCAAAAUUACAGUCUCUUAUAUGUGGUCCUUCAUUUGACAUAGCUUCCAUUGUUCCAUUCUUGGAGCCACUCUUGGAAGACAGUACUGCUGGCCUCAGUAUCCACAUUCUAUGUCACACGCGCCUGAAAGAGUAUGAACAGUGCCUGGACACCCUGCUAGACAGGUGUCCGGAGGCUGUCAUCCCCUACGCUAACCACGAACUCAAAGACGAGCACCGGACUCUGUGGUGGAAAAAAUUGCUUCCUGAACUUUUUCAGAGAGUGAAGUGUGGUGGAGAGAAGUUCCAGCUUCAUCUGGCAUCAUUAAAAGAGGCCUUGUCUGUCGUUGCUGUGGAGUUGGAGCUGAGGGAAUUUUUGACUGUUCUCCCAGAAGAUGGCGCAGCAGCAUUUUUCUUGCCAUACCUGCUGUACUGCAGUCGAAAGAAGCCACUGACUUGAAGGUAGCAUUUAAAAAUCACUGGGUGCCAGGGGGGUUUGUAUCAUGUCAGCAUGUACAAGCCUCAGACAUUUUCCGGACACAAACUUUACCAUGGAGUGGUGACUGUUAGUUCCUUAAUGUAUGUCUGGCUCUAUUUAAUGGUCCAGAAAGUAAAAGCUUCAAGAUAAGAAUUCUUCAAAGAAGCCAUACAUUUUUAAAGGGGGGUGGUGACUUUGCUCAGGACAGCCUCAAUUCAGGGCUGUGAAGACAUGACAGUCUUUCCACCCCGAGGAUGCUUGAAGGAAAUGUGUGUCACUCUUAAGUGGCCCAGAAUUUUAUUUGCUCCAAUUCCGAGAUUUCUCUCCUUUUGUUGUUGUUGUUUGUAAUUUUCUUUGAGAAAGAUGUAAAUAUUUUGCCACAGUAAAAGAGUCUGAACUUUUAUUUUCUUGUUACUUUUUUAACUUAGGUUAUUUUUGUGCUCUGAGCCAAAUGAAGGUCAAGUUUACAAAGCUGAGUUUUUGUCUGAUAUGUGUUGAAUGUGUGUAUGUGUGUUUUCAGCAAAACCUGUUUCUGUUUGUUAUUAAUAUUAACAAAUGCUGUUUAUUUUUUUCAGCCAGAGUAUAUGUGAAAAUAAAGAACUAUAUCAUGA